ACGUUUAGCUAAAAACCAAAAACACUGAAUGACUUCCUUUUCCUCUGAAGAGUUGGUUUACAUUCAACGGCAAAAUGAAACUCAACGUGUCGUUUCCGGCGACAGGCUGUCAGAAGCUCUUUGACAUCGACGAUGAAAAGAAGGUCCGUAUCUUUUACGAGAAGCGAAUGGGACAGGAGGUCGAAGUGGACUCACUCGGCGAUGAGUGGGCCGGUUAUGUGGUCCGAAUUGCCGGCGGCAACGAUAAACAAGGUUUCCCAAUGAAACAGGGAGUCCUGACCAACACUCGUGUGCGUCUGUUGCUGUCCGCUGGCCACUCUUGUUAUCGUCCGCGACGUACCGGCGAACGUAAACGCAAGUCUGUCCGCGGAUGUAUUGUCGACGCAAAUCUUAGUGUUAUAUCGCUUGUUAUCGUUCAAAAAGGCGAGAAAGAGAUUCCCGGAUUGACUGACAAUACUAUUCCGCGUCGUUUGGGACCCAAGAGAGCCAAUAAGAUCCGCAAAUUGUUUAACUUAUCAAAAGAAGACGACGUUAGACAAUACGUUGUUCGCCGACCGUUAGCCGUCAAAGAGGGCAAAAAGCCCCAAACAAAGGCUCCGAAGAUCCAGCGUCUGAUUACUCCACGUGUUAUCCAAAGGAAGAGAAGGCGUUUGGCGAAGAAGAGACAGCGGGCUGUCAAACGCAGAGAUCAAGCGUCAGAAUACGCACGACUUCUGGCACAGAGACAGAAGGAGGCAAAGGAAAAGAAGGCGGAAGAAGCCCGAAGAAGACGAUCAUCGGCUUCUUCUGGCGGCAAAACUGCCAGUUCGUCGUCGGCUUAGAUAUGAAUUCAACAAAAAAUAAAAAAUUUUGUAAACCUAUUGAUGAGUUAAAAUAAAAACAUCUAUUAUUAAGAAUUUUAACAGAAAAAAACAGAAGUAUUUUGAAAAUUAUUUCAUUCAAUCAAUUAUUUUGUUGUUUUCAUCAAUAA
Molecule: messenger RNA, 970 nt
Organism: Oppia nitens
Lineage: Eukaryota; Metazoa; Arthropoda; Arachnida; Sarcoptiformes; Oppiidae
Gene: RpS6
Product: 40S ribosomal protein S6-like
Exons: 3
Coding region: 75-821 (248 amino acids)
Biological process (GO): translation
Cellular component (GO): ribosome
Molecular function (GO): structural constituent of ribosome
Source: RefSeq, a predicted model, not a curated record